GUGAGGUCCAGUGCGGUGAGAAGCGUAUAGCUCGCUCUGGCGUGCGAGUUUGGCUAUGUGUUAACAAAUUGAAUCCUUAACCUCACUUUCUUUAUGAAAUAAUUAUUAUAAUUAUUAUAAUAAAGUAAUUGAAUUUGGAAUCUAGUUUGUAAUAAUAUUAUUUUUGUUGCUAAUAAACUAUGAAUAUAUAAUUUUAUAGUAUUUCAUUUUAUCAGUGCUUACUGAAUGUAUGUUAAAUAAUACAUAACCUGAAAGCGAUAAAUAUAGAAGAAAUAUGUUACGUACAGUAAUAGAUAGAAGAUUGAUCUGCACUGCGUUUUUCCCAUUUUCUUCUUCGUUCGAUAACACUUCCAAUGAUGAGUGGAUAGAUACAUCCAAAGUAAAAAAAUUUUUAAGCAAAUACAGACAUUACUUUUAUGACGAAAAAGGAUACCCGACCAAAGAGGUACAAUCAGUCUUGAACACAACAUUUGCAGGGAGUGCAGCAGGAUUUACCUUGGGUGCAUUACAGAAAUUAAAAGAUGUACCAAAAACAUUCAAACAUGAGAAUCAAGCUACUUUAUAUGAACACAAAUAUGAAUAUCAAGUAAAACUGCAAAGAAGACUUGAGUUUGUUAUGCUUAAAGCAGGUUUUCCAUUUGCCAUGAAACUUGGACUUUUUUGUUUCUUAUUCUCGGGCAUGUCUUCAUUCUUCUAUGUAUAUAGAGGAUACAAAUUUGACAUACUAAAUUCUACGUUUAGUGGUGCUAUAACUGGUUUCCUGUUCAAAAUAAAUAUGGGUGUAAAGGGAUCAGCUGCAGGAAUUGUAUUAGGUAUAAUAAUGGGUAGCUUUUAUGGCUCUGUCACAAAAUUCCUUUUAUGGAUAACUGGAACUAAAAUGAAGAACAUUUAUGAAAUUGAAACCAAAUUAAUGAACGCAAGACGAGAUAAAAUAAAAGAAUGUGAAAAGGCCAUGCACGCAGACGAAAUAUCAGAACUGCAAAUGAUGUAUAUGAAGAAUCGCGAAGCGAAUGAAGCACUUAAUAAUAAGGAGAAAGAGUAAGAAUUUAAAAGAUAAAAAUUUAAUAACGAAUAUAUAUAUCUUAUUAACAUACAUCUAUUAAUUUAUGUAAUUAUUGUGUAAUUAUUACAUAAAAUAUUAUGCAAUAAUAUUUGUAUUUGAUAAAUACAAAACAUGUAUAGAACAUA
Messenger RNA from Bombus pascuorum, 1188 nucleotides. It is a transcript of the gene 140up, whose product is annotated as RPII140-upstream gene protein. The record is from RefSeq and is a predicted model, not a curated record. The transcript is spliced from 4 exons. Lineage: Eukaryota; Metazoa; Arthropoda; Insecta; Hymenoptera; Apidae. Gene Ontology annotation, cellular component: mitochondrion. Bases 275 to 1042 code for a protein of 255 amino acids.